Molecule: messenger RNA, 807 nt
Organism: Verticillium nonalfalfae
Lineage: Eukaryota; Fungi; Ascomycota; Sordariomycetes; Glomerellales; Plectosphaerellaceae
Exons: 7
Coding region: 1-807 (268 amino acids)
Molecular function (GO): fatty acyl-CoA hydrolase activity
Source: RefSeq, a predicted model, not a curated record
AUGCCGCCACGUCUGACGCCUCUGCGCUUCGUGCGAUCCGUUAUGAACUCUUUCACCAAGGACUCAGGCCUUGAGCCGAGAUUGCUUGGUGAACACUUUCGAGUCACCAAUGCGACUAAUGGAACCGUCGACUUCGAGCUCGACAUUCAGAAGCAACACACUAACCGCCUCAAAACCAUACAUGGUGGGACCCUUGCAUCUCUUGUCGACCUGGGAGGCUCGCUUGCCGUGGCAAGCACCGGUCGUUUCGCAACUGGUGUCUCAACGGAUUUGAACGUCACAUACAUCGCCCCUGGCGGUGUCGUUGGCGAUCGCAUGACUGGGCAAGCUGUCUGUGACAAAAUGGGCCGCACUCUGGCGUAUACGACCGUGAAGUUCUUCAACAAGAAGGGCGAGCUAGCUGCGAGGGGUAGCCACACCAAGUACGUGUCCAAGACAUGGGAAAAUGAAGAUUAUGUUGCCCCAGCCGAGUUUGUGGCACCUGAGGAGGACCAAGUAAAGAAUGACGAGGUCGCCCACGGUACCGACGAGAAGCAGCGCGGCGAUUGCAACCAGCAUGCGGUUAGCUGCGAUGCGGUUGCUGCCGCCCUGUCCCUGAGUCGGAACGACAAACGGGCUCGAAGUUGCGUCAUCAUAUACGGACCUGUCGGCGUCGACAGCAAGCCCAAACUGCGCGAUAGCCAAAAUAAUGAGGAGCGCGGUAAAGCAAUGCACGGCGAGCCUUGCGAAACGGGGACGGCUAGUGUGGCCGCCCGCCUGAGGGAUCUGGAUGGCGAAGAGGAGUUCCCAAAUAGCGCAAAUGAGUAA